Molecule: messenger RNA, 6182 nt
Organism: Bolinopsis microptera
Lineage: Eukaryota; Metazoa; Ctenophora; Tentaculata; Lobata; Bolinopsidae
Product: low-density lipoprotein receptor-related protein 1-like
Exons: 29
Coding region: 27-5420 (1797 amino acids)
Biological process (GO): receptor-mediated endocytosis
Cellular component (GO): signaling receptor complex; apical plasma membrane; plasma membrane
Molecular function (GO): calcium ion binding; protein binding; hormone binding
Source: RefSeq, a predicted model, not a curated record
AUUUUAGGUUUUUAAAUGUGAAAUGAAUGAUUGUGUUUAUAUUGCUACUGGUUAGAGCUGGGUAUCCCUACAAUCUCUACUGUGAUAAUUCGGAUCAGGUGACCCACGAUCAAUGGUGUGACGGUUCAUACGAUUGUGCUGAUCGCAGUGACGAGAAGUCUCUGUGCUGUGUUGCAGGCAAGCACAGGGUCGAUGGAGAAUGUGAGGAUAUAGAUGAAUGCUCAAGAGCUGGUUCUCUUGUGUGCUCCCAACAUUGCCACAACACUGAUGGCUCCUUUGGGUGUUCCUGUGACCCGGGAUUCAGUCUGAAUCAAAAGCCCCAUAUCCCCGAUGAGAGGGAAACGUAUUGUAAAGCAUUGGGAGAUGAUCCAGUAUUCUUAACUUCAAUAGACAAUAAAAUUAUGAGAACUUCUGAUCUUCAAAGCUUUGAUUUGGUAUCAAUGGUAGGGGUUGAAGAUUCCCAUCAUAUAUAUGAUUUUGAUUAUGAUUAUCAGAGCAACCUAUUAUUUUGGUGUUCUGGUGAUACUCAAGACUUGCAGAGUGCUAUGCACAAAAACCUAUGGAAGGCGAGUUAUGACAAUUCACAGCUGAUAGAAGCAGCUAAGAUUGCAGAUGGUAUAGACUGUGUAUCAAUUGCAGUUGAUUGGAUCAACAAGAAAGUUUAUUGGGUAACUGCAAACAGUGGCCAACUUGUUGCUUCAAAUUAUGAUGGAACAAAUCAAGCCACUUUGUUGUGGAGGAAUGUCGGCUGGAAUUUGAGGGCCGUGGCCGUUUCUCCUAAAUCAGGCUACAUUUUCUGGUCUAACUGUGGUGCUGACCCUCACAUAGGACGUGCUAAUAUGGAUGGAUCACAUCCAACGUUCUUAAUAAAAGAAUCGGAAGGGGACCAGAUAAUGGAGCCAACAGCCAUGACGGUUGACCAAAACACAAACCAUCUGUACUGGAUAGACGCUCACUACAGAACUCUCCACAUCAUGGAUUUUAAUGGGAACGAUUUUUCCUUGCAGAGAUCUAACAUUCACAUGAUAUCAGCCUGGCGCAUGAGUUUGUUUGAAGACAGCGUGUACUGGGUUGAUUCCGUCAUGUCAGAGGGAGCUUACAGAAUGCACCAUGCCAGCAAGCUGACUGGAGAUGACUACUACGAUACGUCACUUGAAAUUGAAGCACAGAUCUCAGGAUUCAGGAUGUACCACCAGUUACUCCAGCCAGCCCACUCUAACGCCUGUACUGGCAACAAAUGUCAACAUCUUUGUCUACUGACCCCCACAGGGUACGCGUGUCAGUGCAACAACGGCUACCUGCUCAUAGACGACGAAAGAUCCUGCAGAAAACUAGACAGUCCCUGUACAGCCAACUCAUGCGAUCCUCGCUAUUGUAUAAUGUGCGGCACAGGAGACUGUAUCCUCAGCAAACUCAAGUGUGACGGAGAUAUUGACUGUUAUGACGGAACAGACGAACAAAACUGUCCAUAUGGAUUCCAGGAAAUAUUCACUCCGAUGUCCCUAGCAACCACGACCGACCACCAUAGCAACUGCAUGGCGCGGGAGUUCCAGUGCCUGAGCGGGAGGUGUAUCUCAGAGAAGAUGAAGUGUGAUGGUACAGUGGACUGUGACGACAGUAGUGAUGAGGAUCCUAGGUUUUGUGUAGUGAACAACCAAUGCAACAGAGAGGAUUUCCUGUGUGACGGAACAAAGUGUUUGUCUCUUGAGAAACGCUGUGAUGGAACCCGCGAUUGCUUGGAUGGAACUGAUGAGCUUAAUUGCGAUGGUCCGCAAUGCAGUGAUUCCCAGUUCACUUGUUCACAGUCCCGGCAGUGUAUUGAUGGCUCCAGAAGAUGCGACCGCAACAAUGAUUGUCCUGAUGGUAGCGAUGAGUUCAGUUGCCCAUUAGUUUGUCGUGAGACGGAGUUUUCCUGUGAUAACGAACAACACUGUGUGUUACUAUCCAGUAAAUGUGACGGUGCUGCGGACUGUAGGGAUGGUUCCGACGAACGAGACUGUGCCAAAACGCCGCUCUGUCCGGAAGGUCAGAGGAAAUGCUCCCCGACACACGGUGACGAUGACGUGUGUAGACCUGAGUCAGACUUCUGUAACAACGUGGACGAUUGUCCAGGUGGGACCGAUGAAAUAGGAUGUGAUUGUCAGAAGGAACCUGAUAUGAUACCCUGCCCUGGAAGCAGGGACUGUAUUAGAAAGGAUCAAUGGUGUGACCGAACCCCUGAUUGUGAUAACUCAGCAGAUGAACGGGAAGGAUGUUGCCCACAUGGCUUCCACCGUCCCAACCAAAACCUGCUCGAGGAAUGUGUCGAUGAGAACGAGUGCGACCGGCAAGACGGGGUCUGUUCUCAACACUGUGCCAAUACCGAGGGUGGAUUUACUUGCUCUUGCGACGAGGGGUACGAUCUUGUGGAUACGACCAAACAGAACGGUGUAUUUUCAUCCCUGUCUUACUGCAGGGCCAGAGGGGACAUGAACAUAGUCAUCACAGUUAGAGCUGACAGUCUCUAUCAUCUGAAUGUGCCUUCAGGGAGUGGUGAAGCGUUUGACUCGGAUACAGCAAGAUCCUCCGGAAACUUCAAAUCAGUGACGAUGAGUGGAGAGUACGAGAAAUCAAAACUCCUCAUGGCAGAUUUCGAUUUCGACAUCAGAAACAAGAAGUUAUUCUGGUGCUCCACGAAACACUAUGCAGAUUCCACCUACGAGAGAGCUAUUUGGGUAGCAGAUCUAGGAGACAAUCUAGAGACCCUGAAAAACUCCAAAAUGAUCGUCAACAACAUCAACUGCGACAGCAUGGCAGUGGAUUGGAUAAACAAACUAGUCUACUUCACCUCCGACACUAACUCAAUAGAAGUGGUCGACUACGAGGGUCAGAACCGUCGGGCGCUCAUCUGGACAGGACUCAGUGCUCCUCGAGCAAUCGAACUGGACCCGGAAGCAGGGUUACUCUUCUACACAGACUGGGGCCAGACCACCGCCCACCUCGGUAGGAGUAACAUGGACGGUGCUGACAGGAGAAGUCUGAUUAACAACACCUCCACUAAUGACCCGCAGAUUAAGUGGCCUAACGCGCUCACUAUUGAUCACCCUAACAAGAACCUCUACUGGAUGGACGCUGGUGUGAAGAGUAUCGAGUGUAUGAGGUAUGAUGGGAGUGCUCGGUACACUAUCUCAAACAAGGACUCUGCUCUGGGUUUCCCCUGGAGAAUGAGAGUGUUCCAGGAUCGGGUGUACUGGCGGGAAAGAGACGGCGAGGUCAAAUCAGCUAACAAGUUUACCGGUAACCAGUUCGUAACUGAACGAGUAGUGAGUGCUUUAGGGGAGAAGUUAGCAGUGGGAAUGGGACUGAGAAUAUACCACCCCGUCAUCCAGCCGGAAUCCACUCCGAGAUGUCGACCUGACCUCUGCCAGAAGCUGUGUCUACCCAUUCCUAAUGGGUAUCAGUGCGCCUGUCCCACCGGACACAGUCUCCUUCCUGAUAACUUCAACUGUGCCUACAAAAUGGAAAACUUUGCGUUUGUUGCAACGAAGGAGAUGAUAGUGAAAACAGCCCUGGAACCUCUGGAACCAGUUCUACAACCUAUUAUGUUCAAGGAAAACAAAUACAUGGAAGGAACGUUUUGGUCAGUAGAUUUUCAUGAGAACUGGGUUUAUUACAACACAAUAUCUGAAAACAUCUCACAAAUCAGCAUCCGAAGAAUGCUGUUUGACGGCAGUGACUCUAAGGUUGUAGUUAAUGAAAAGUCGGACGGUGGUCUCUCCAUCGAUUGGUUAAACGAGAAGAUCUACUGGUCAAGCUUCGAGACAGUCAGUGUAGGGGAGCUGGAUGGCAGUGUGCACACGACCCUACUGCAGAAAGAGGGCUUUGACUUCAGGGAUAUCCUAGUGGACCCAUGCAAUGGUUACAUCUACCUAGCAGCACUAGGACGUGGAAUAUACCGGUGCUCUAUGGACGGUGAUAUCUCUAGCUUUGUAGAGAUAGUCCGGCUGGGGGAGGAUAGUAUGCCUUCUGGUCUCACUCUCGACAGGGAUAUUGGAGCAUUAUUCUUCGCCAACAUGAACUCUAUCUACAAGCUGAAACUCAAACUGAAACUCCGAGACUCCCCUCCGGUCCCCGAACCUAUAAUCAACAGACCCGAGCGAGUUAACAUCAACUCCCUGGACGUAUGGGGUCGUGACUGGAUCAUCUGGACUGAGAACUACAACAUCUCAGCAACUGAUUAUAAAUAUGAAAAGAGGGACAGACUUGUUGCCAGGGAGAAGAUAGUCCAUAAGAACGGAGACGAGGAACCCCCGGUACAGAUAAUACGAGAGGACAUCAAGAAGGACACAUUCGGUAUCAAGGUCUCUCCCAAGAGGGACAGUGGGUGUAGCAAUCACUUAGCUGCUAACCCGUGCUCUGAAAACCAGUGCUCACAUAUGUGUCUGCAAAGCCAGGUGGAGGGCCUUGAAAUGCACCCUGAUAACCAGAAGAAGUAUCGUUGUGUUUGUCCGACCGGGUAUGCGCUCAAAGAGAAUUCCACUACCCAGUGUGCAGAUGAAAUAGCACAGUAUCUGGUGUACAAUCCUGACAGCGGAAUUCAGACCGUUUCCCUGGAUACCAACUUCUUAACCCCUAUCAAAGGACCGCCCAACAUGUCAUUCAAAGUCACCACAUUUGACAUUGAUGCUAAGAACAACCUGGUCUACUAUUGUUACGGUUACCCGAACAAGUAUGAAGUGCGGGGUCUGUUCGACGAGACGGGGAAUGUUACCUCCCUCCCCAUUUACACGUCACGAUGUAGUGGAAUGUCGGUGGAAUGGGUUACCAAUAAACUGUAUAUCGUGGACACUACUGGAGGCUUGAUCCUGGUAGUAAACCUAGACAAACCGUACCUGACCAAGUCUAUAGUACACGCUCUGAACAACCCCCUGGAUAUUGUGGUUCACCCCAGAAAGGGGAAGAUAUACUGGAUCCUAGAGUCUCACAGUAUCAUGAGUACUAACAUGGACGGGACUGAUCUGAUAGAGACAAUUGUUUCCGUAAACAAAGGCCCAGAAGACCAGACCCUCACUCUUGAUGACUCCACCACCCAAAUGUUCAUAGACUUCACCACUGACCACCUUUACUGGACCGAAAACGUUCACAAAAGAGGAACAGGCUUUAUCGGGCUGAUAAAACGUGUGGACUUGAACACGAAACAAGUGGAAACUGUCCUUGAAAUGUUACAAGAACCCCUUGCCGGUGCUACCAUGAUCAACAACAACAUCUACUUCACGGAUCUAGCCGAGGGUAGGUUGUACCGCAAGGACGGAGCCGCAAACGGGACCUUCCUCCUUACUACUUCCAGCGAGAGCUUCCUGUUGUCCUCCCAGUCCCAGCCUCAGUUACUGGAGAACCCGUGUGAGCGGAUAAUGGAGGCUGUUCUGAUUUCUGUCUCCUAGAUAGUGUUCUUAGAUCCAGGUGUUCAUGCCCAACUGGUAUACAACUGCAAGACUCCAUGAACUGUGACACACCGCACAACAAGAGCCUGAUCGUUGCUAAUGACACCAGGAUCAGCAUGAUAUCUCUGAGCAGCAGCGAACCCGUUAUAGAUCGGGUCCUCACCAGCGCUCCCAAAAACCUGAAAAGUAUUGAUGUGGACAUUAGAGAGAACAAGAUCUAUUGGUCUGAGAUAAACUUAGAGGGGGGAGCAAUCUGGGUGUUGGAUAUGAAAACGGGUGAAACUGAGAAGAUUGUGUGGGAAGACAUGCUGAUCCCUAACAGUAUCGCAGUGGAUUGGAAUGCUCAGAACAUCUAUUGGGUGGACUCAAGCCCUGAAGGAAAAGGAACCCUUGAGGUGAUGUCGCUCAGAUCCAGGAAGAGAUCCGUCCUGAAGAAGUAUGAAGAGGUUUCAAAGCGUCCUCAUCAGAUUGUACUGGAUCCCAACGAGAAACUGCUCUUUGUAUCCUACCCUGUUCCCGUCAAAGAAGUCAUAACCCGGAUGUGGAUGGAUGGUUCAAACCCGUUUGAUAUCAUGACCAUGGACAUUCGUGGGCCGACACAGCGCGGUGCACAAGUCGUCAGUUCUCUGGCAAUCGACCUGAUUGACAAGAAAUUGUACUGGAGUUCCAACGACAACAUGAACCAUAUUUCCUCUUGUGACUAUGCGGGAGAAAACAAGGACAUCAACAAUGAUCAUCACGCCAGGACGAUCAAAACUAUCA